AUGAAAACCACCAACGAACCAUCCCUAUUAAAAUAUCGAAUAAUCGAGCAGAAGAACAAGAAAAUAGUGUUGGAGGCUGACGAAGACUAAUUCACUCAGUUUGCCAAUGCUCUCUCCAUCAUUCAAAAAUUUCACGAUGACAUCAAGGCCCAAUUCCACGCCAGCUCUCAAGCCCAAAGGAGAACCAAGAAUGUGGUCUCCGUCUAAGCCAUCAAUUCGGAUUCAGAAAAAUCCAAUAAUUAGUCGUUUGCAAAUCCCAAUCCAGAUAUCAAAGAAGAUCAGGAUUUUCGCAGGUAUCAAGUUGAUUUAUCACCAUGCAGACGCAUCCCUCACUUCUUUUUGUCUCGAUUUAAGAAAUGGGCUAAGAUGAUGGAACAGGAUGCAGCCUACAAGUACCUUCAGAAUGUAUAAGAAUCAAAGACAUCAAAAUAACAGCGAUUCGAAUUGGGAGAUCUGCAACGAUGCUUCCAAGUACAAGUCAACGAACCAAAGGAAUCCAAAUUAUGCAAGAAUCUCCUCAAGGACCUGUUCAUUUCCUUCCUAUAGAACGAGGCCACUCUACAGAUCAUUCAUUACAACAAAAUCAGUUCAAUCGAAUAAAAACACAAAUACAUAUCAGAAAUUAAAAACAUGAUAUAAGAGAUGUAUGAACUUAAACCCUUUGAUUCAUACUUGUCCUCCGAGAAGAUCAAGGGAAAGAGAAACGCCAACAACAAUAAUAAUCAGUCUCCCAUCAAAGAAAAAUAAGAAGAUUUGAGAGAAGAGUUCCAAAUCCCAGAAAUGCACGAAAAGUACUCCAAUGAGAGUUUUAAGAAAUACGGCAAUGCCCCAUCCCUAGUAAAAAUGAACAGUUUUUAGUAGUGA
Paramecium tetraurelia is the source of this 864-nucleotide messenger RNA. RefSeq lists its product as uncharacterized. NCBI's taxonomy places the organism in Eukaryota, Ciliophora, Oligohymenophorea, Peniculida, Parameciidae. The record is from RefSeq and is a predicted model, not a curated record. The transcript has 4 exons.